GGUCUUGAACUCCUGACCUCAGGUGAUCCACCUGCCUUGGUAUCCCAAAGUGCUGGGAUUACAGAUGUGAGCCACUGUGCCUGACUGCUCAUGAAUUUUUAUAAUUGCCCUUCAUUUUGUUCAGACUGCCUGGUCAGGUAUUCAAGAUUCUACUUUCUGCUACCAAUUUUUUUUUCUUCUCUCCCAUGAUUCCUCCCACCUCUCUGCCCCCAGGACUCUUCAAGUCAAACCAAGCUGGCUCACUUGGUCCAUCCCCUGUGCCUGUCUUGGGCUUAACUAUUUCUUGGCUGUCCCCUGCCAUCCUAGAGUGCCCUCUGGACUCUUGCCUAGUGGGACUUGCUGAUGAGAUGGAUUGGCUCUCCAAUUACCCUAACAAAACACUGUCAUCCUUCUCAUAUGGAGACCUUGGUGACCCAAUAGAAACAUUCCCUUUGUGUUCCCAGAGCAGAGCUCUGUUCUGUCUGCUCUCCCGAAAUCCUGACUUGCAAGGGCACUGGAAAGCGGGUGGGGAGAGUGUAUGCAGCAGAAAGUCGGGGGCCCUCAUUUUUCUAACCUAUUUAUUGUACUUGGACCAUCACAUGGCCUCCUAAGACCCUUCUACUUCUGUAGAAAGUGUGAUCCCCAUUAGAAAGCCUCUGGCAUUAAGUCAGGAGUAAAGAGACUUGUGAAACCCCAUGGCUUCUGCAGGAUAACUCCUCUCUAUCAGGGGAAGAAAGGCUCAGGUGCAAGCCUGGCAAAAGCUUUUUGCUGGAGAAAUCUCCGGGAAAAGGGAUGCUCAUCAAAUGCUUGCUGGGAGUGUCCAUGGGCAAGGGGCAGCCACCCUCUCCCUUGACCUUGACUUCUUUUCUAUCUUUCUGUGACCUGGUUAGGUCAGCCUUCCACAUGGUCCUUACUAUGAAGUAGUUAAGUUGACUAUGAUUCUUUAUUCUAGGUCAAGGCUAAUGUCUUCUGAAGACUUAGCAGAGAUCCCUCAACUCCAAAAGCUGUCCAUCCCACAUGGCUUCCAGAACAAGGAGGCUGUUAGCUCCCCGACACCAUCCGUCACCCUUAGCCAGGUGCUGGACCUUCAGCAUGGGUCCCAACUGUUUACUGAGGCACACCUGGCCAAGAUAGAGAGGAUGUUUGAGGAGGAUGUCGGCGCGACUGGAGCCCUGGGCAUGGACGCCUUCAUCAAGGCCAUGAAGAAGGUCCUGAGCAGUGCGUCGGAUGACAUGCUAAAGGAGCUGUUUUUGAAGGUGGACUCGGACUGUGAAGGCUUCGUCACCUGGCAAAAGUAUGUGGAUUACAUGAUGCGAGAGUUCCAGGGAAAGGAGGACAUGCAAAAGAGCCAGUACCGCCUGCACUUCCACCUCCCGAUGAGGGUCAUCCCCCUGAACCAUGGCUGUGAGGUGGUGAAGGUGACGUUUUUAAUCCACCAGUUCAAGAAGAUCGGGUGUUUCCUGACUGUCACCAAAGACGGGAUCCUGCAGUUCUGGUCCGAGUCCUUCUCGCUGAUCAGCUCCUUUAGGCUUAACCAGACCCAGCAGCUCCACAACCAGCCGAUGUGGGUCAUUGACAUGGUAUGUCUGCACAAUAUGAACCUCGUUGCGAUUGCGUCUACCAAACAAAAGAUAGAGUUCUUUGAUAUUAGUGAUCACAGGUGUGUCCGGGCCUUCACCUUCAUUGAUCUGGACAGCUGUGCCCUGGUCAUGGACUACUGGUCUGACUAUCACCGAGGUGUGUUCUGCUAUGGGGAUGCCAAGGGCAACGUCAUCGUCUUCACCUCUGAAAACGUGGCCAGUGGGCUGUUCAACCCUCGUAUCCUCCCCAGGGCCUCCAAAUGGGAUCACUGGAUCAAAGUUUCCAUACAGACACUCUUAAAUGAGAAGUCUGCUCUGUACAGAAGUUACCGGCUGAAGGCUCUCCAUCCCAACUGGUGUCAGCAGGUCAAGUUCAUCCCCCAGAUGAACCUGGUGGUCUCCUGUUCGGCCGUCGAGAAGUCCUCUGUGGUGCUGACAAUAUUGCCAGCAAAAGCCUCUGAGAAACCCAAGUUGUCAGCACUGCAUUUAAGGAAAGGGAUUCUUUGCUUCGAUUACUGCCCAGACAGAAACUUCCUGGUGACUGGUGGCUACGAUGCCCUCAUCCGCCUGUGGAACCCCUUUGUCUCAAAGAUGUCUGUGUGGCUGAUGAAGGGACACCAGACCUCAGUGACGCACAUCCUCGUGGACAGCAGGAACAGCAGCAUCCUCAUCAGUAUCUCCAAAGACAAGAACAUUCGUGUGUGGGACAUGCUGGACUACAUAUGCCUCCAGUCCUUCUGCGGGAAGUUUUUUGCCCUGGGAAACUGCCCCAUCACCAGCGCCUACUUCUUCGAGAAGGACAAUACCCUCAUCUGCAGCACCUACUCAAUCGGGAUCCUAAAAGGGUACUUAAAGGCCCAGGGGCCUUCUAAAGCAGGGAGGAUGACCACUCACUCCUCACCCUUGUGCGCCGUCCUCUACAGCAAGAUCUUCAAGCAGGUGGUGAGUGGCUGCCUGCAUGGCAUAGUGAGUGUGUGGGAGGUCAUGACCGGCAGGAAGACGAUGGAGUUCUCUGUAUCUGGGGGCCAGCACAUGGAGCUCACCGCCAUGGCCCUGGAUGAGUCCGAGCGCUGCCUGAUCACAGGCUUGCGGGAUGGCACGAUAAAAAUGUGGAACUACAACAUCGGCAAAUGCCUGCAGACCUUUCCCGAUUCGGACCAGCUGGAGAUUAGUGGGAUUAUCCAUAUGAACAAAGUGUUCUAUGUGACAGGAUGGAGUAAGAGAAUCACUCAUUUCCUGUUCCACAAGACCAAGCCGGUGCUCCUGUGCCACCACUGGCAGACCUACCACGUGCAGGACAUCCUGAGCAUGGCCAAGUACCAGAACCAGUUCCUCGGGACCUCCUCCUACAGUGGGGACAUCCUCUUCUGGAACACCAGCACACUCAAGCCCAUCUUCAGCUUCAAUGCCUCUCUAAGCCCCUUGCCCUUGCAGCCCAAGAGGGCACAAGAUGUGAACUACUGCCUGGCUGAGAGCCAGAGGCCCAGCGGACCCUGUGUGGAACGGGAGAAGUGGGCAUACAAGACCCGCAAGAAGCUCUUCAGUCUCCGCACCAAGUCUGGGGCCAGUACCAACCUGAGGCAGAGCCUGAUGUCGGCUCCCCCAGUGAUGAGGUGCCCGAGAAACAACGAGUCAGACAGGCCUGUGCCCCAGCAGAAACCUUCCAGUGCCACUGGCUCAUCCAGGCAGCCAAGCAAGAUCCAUAGCCAACAGUCCCUUUACAAAGAGGCUGAAACAAGAAAAGGAGACUUGCAGAAGAAUAUGUUGCUUCAAUCCAGUGCCUCGGUGGAGAAGUUAAUCUUCCUGCAAACCAGGCCUCGCCUGCCACACACGGCUGCCCUGCUGAGCAGCUGCGCGGACGGCUACAUCUACGCCUGGUCCAUCCACGGGAAUGGGGGCCUGCUGGGGAAGUUUCCUGUGGACCUAGACCCUCGGGACGUUGUCGUGGGUGCCAUGGCCACUGAUAAAAAUGACUGGAUCCUCGUCACGGGGGACUGUAAAGGAUACAUCAAGAUCUGGGACAUCAAGGAUUACUGCACAUGCGCUGAAAAACAGCCAUUCCAAUACAGUGGGGCCAAGGCUGUCCCUGAAGCACCCAACAAGUUCCGGUUCUUAAUUCCUCAGCAGGUUGGGACCAGUUUCCCAUACUACAUCCCCUGGGAGGAUAAAGAGGUUGUGGCUGGUCAUACCAUUUCCCUGGUUCCCCCGAUGCUCCUGAUUACCUGGAAGGGCCAUUUGGAUAGUGUGGCAGACAUCCUGUAUGUGGACAACUUCCAGCUGGUUAUCAGUGCUGGCCAGGACAGUGAUGUCAAGGCUUGGAAACUCUCCGGCGAUGCCAUUGGAACAUUUGGCCUGAGCAUGUGGAAAAGACUAGAGGAUGCCCAUGUUGGUCUUCAUGAACGCAGAGCAGGCUUAGAGGAGGAGGGCAGCUCUGCUGGCACCUCCUGGAAGGCCUCCCAUCUGGAGCUGCGGGAGCAGCGGGAUCUGGCCGAGGCCCUGAUAUACCAGCGGCGAGAGCAGACGGCACUGAUGGCUCUCCUGCAUGGGAAGGCAGAUGAGGAGGCAGACGCUUGGGCCAAGCUGCAGAAGAUGGCCCUGGUGUCCCCGUGGGCCGGAGAACGCCCCCUGGAAGACAUUGAGGACAGCUGGAGCAAGUGGGAGUCUGGGGACAAGCAGGUGAGCAAAGUCCUGGGAGCGGCGUAUAAGCCCAAGGAACGCGUGCGGAAUACCAGGUUCCUGUCCAGCAGUGUGCCAUACGGCUGGAUGAAGCAGCAGAUCUCGCCCCAGGUCUACCGAAGCCUGCACUUCAACGAGCUGACGCCCACUCAGCAGCCCGACUUCCUGACCAGCAGGGGCCCCGACCUGCAGGACAGGCACGUCCGCCUGGUGGUCCCCGACAUCCAGAAGGACCUGGUGCCCAGCAGGGAGCAGGCUGCGCUGGAUAGCAUGGCCAGCACGCCCACGGCCACCUCCUCCCCGUCUUCCUUGUUAUCUGUGUCUGCCUCAGCCUCCAGGCUGCUGGAUUCCAGCUUACCUGCCUUCCCGAGGCCCCAGUUCUCCUUGCUGCGGCCCCAGUCGGCCUCCAGGGCCCAUUCCGCCCUCUUGGUCCCCUCCCCAGUGUCUGAGUCCACCCUGCAGAGGUCAGCAACCCCCAAGCUCACUGUCUCCUCCUUCGGGCAGCCCCCAAGGCCUCUGAAGGCCACCUCCAUGCCCUCUGUGAAGGGAGGCUCCCACAUCAGGUUCUGAGGGGCCUGCGCUCUCCUCUAGCUCUCCAGCAGGGCAGCCGCGCCCAUGGCGAGCCUAGGUGUCUCUGGCUUUUUCCCUCCCAGACCCAGAGGAUGUGGCCCUUCCCCCGGCCACCCCACUCGGCCUCUCUGGGGAAGUCCACCUGUCUCCUGACCUUGUCUUCUCUUUGGCCCCCCUGGAGAACCUGGAGCAGAAAAUAAAUGUUCUCAGCUGUGGGCGUCCACAGCGAUGAGG
Cebus imitator (Panamanian white-faced capuchin) is the source of this 5039-nucleotide messenger RNA. RefSeq names its product EF-hand calcium binding domain 8 (gene EFCAB8). Lineage: Eukaryota; Metazoa; Chordata; Mammalia; Primates; Cebidae. Bases 915 to 4805 code for a protein of 1296 amino acids. Gene Ontology annotation, molecular function: calcium ion binding; protein binding. The transcript is spliced from 26 exons. The record is from RefSeq and is a predicted model, not a curated record.